Colletotrichum higginsianum IMI 349063 is the source of this 1011-nucleotide messenger RNA. Its product is annotated as Nap family protein. The transcript has 2 exons. NCBI's taxonomy places the organism in Eukaryota, Fungi, Ascomycota, Sordariomycetes, Glomerellales, Glomerellaceae. The record is from RefSeq and is a predicted model, not a curated record. Bases 1 to 1011 code for a protein of 336 amino acids. Gene Ontology annotation, cellular component: nucleus; chromatin. Gene Ontology annotation, molecular function: chromatin binding; histone binding. Gene Ontology annotation, biological process: nucleosome assembly.
AUGGUUGAGAUGGUUGAUACUGGUGUCACCUACGAGCAGCUCGCCGACCUCGAGCGCGAGUUUGAGGAGGUUGAGAACCAGAUCGUCCGCAAGCAGUACGAGCUCUCCAAGCCUCUGUACGAGAAGCGUGCCGCUGUCACCUCCAAGAUCCCCAACUUCUGGGCCCUCGUCUUCGAGCAGUCCCCCGCCGAGGUUGACGAGCACAUCCAGCCUUCCGACGCUGCCCUGCUCCUGUCCUCCCUGAAGAACAUCUCCGUCACGCGCCCCGAGAUCGACAACGGUGCCGCCAACGGCGACCCCCGCACCUUGAGCAUCCGUUUCGAGUUCAACGAGAACGAGUACUUCGAGGACAAGGUCAUUGAGAAGACCUUCUGGUACCGCCACUCUAAGUCCUACUCUGGCCUCGUCUCCGAGCCCGUCGACAUCAAGUGGAAGGACGGCAAGGACCUUACCGAAGGCCUUCUGUCCCUCGCCAAGAAGGUCUGGGAUCAGGGCCCCAUCACCCCCGGCAAGCUGACCCCCGAGGCCGAGGCCCUCAAGGCCAAGGUCGAGGAGACGGGCAUGGGCGGCGUCUCCUUCUUCACCUUCUUUGGCUUCGUCGGCAAGCGCAUUUCCCCCGAGGACAGCGCCGCCACCCUCGCCAAGGAGGUUGCGGACCACCAGGCCCGCAAGGAGGGCAAGAAGACGGAUGAGGAGGAGGAUGACGAGGAAGAGGAGGCUCAGGACCAGAUCCAGUUCGAGCUCGAGAUCUGCCCCGACGGCGACGAUAUCGCCGUCGCCAUCGCCACCGACCUGUGGCCCGAGGCGCUCCACUACUUCAGUAAGUCCCUCCGUUCGCGCGCCGCCGACGCCCGUGGAGAAGACGGAGACUUACUCUCGAUGAUAGCCCAAGCUCAGGAGGCCGCCGAGAUGUCCGACGCCGACUUUGAGUCCGACGACGAUGAUGAGGAUGAGGACGAGGAGAUGGGCGACGCCGAGGAGACCACCCCCAACAAGAAGCGCAGGGCUUAG